AUAAAACGUUUCAGCGCGUUGGUUUGAUCUCCUGGAUUGGCUGGAUGGAGCAGGGCGAAACUGGUGGACUGAAUGGCGCAAAAAUAUAUAUCCAUUACUUGAAAUGAAAUGCAUGUGGACACAAGAGGACUUAACGCACAUUUCAAGGUGAAUUUAUGAAACUAUUUUCUUUGGGACUUUACUCUAGCACCAGCGUGCACUUUGCUUUGGACUGAUUUGUACUCAUCCUCGAUACCUUCUUGGACGCAAACACAAAAACUAAUUUGUAAAUAUUGUCUGGUAGCCUAAACCAUAGGACUAGACAAUAGAAAACUUUAUGGAUAGCGAAAUCAAAAUAAAAUGAAUUUCCCGCCGUUGUGUCGACUUCUCUAAUGACUGCAUGGGCUUGACUUCUUAUAGUUGCACCUGGUCUGUGGUCAUCGGAGUCCCCCAAUAAGGAACUUCAGUGCAGAAAGCUUUAUAAUUGGUAAUAACUUUUCACACAAAGUUUUUAAAUGUUCAGCCUUAGUUGAACUAUAGGUGAACAAGAGCGCGCACCAGGAGCAAUAACGCACAUAAUAUAACUAAUACAACCUCCCAUUUGCGCGGCAUAAAUUAAUUUAUUGAAACCAUCUUGACAUCUUUAAACAAGAUAAAAAGGAUAAACAUAUUUGUAUUCAUGUGUCUUGUGUAACAAAUGCACCUUCUAGGGGACAGAUAAAGAUUCUACUCAAACCUUUCUAAACUAAAAUCAGAUUGACCCUUUAGCCUAUAUUCUCACAGGAGGAAGAUGGUGGCUGGUUAGUAUGGCCGUCAUUUACCCAAAUUGGCGUAAACUGUGAAGACUGGUUUUUAUGAGGAGCUAAGGUGAUGCGCGCUAAGAGGGUCGCGUGAAUAAACAUAGGUGCCCUUCUUUGGAGCAAAUACUUAGACAAAAACACUGCCUAUACCAAAUAUACCAGGAAUAACCUCAAUAUGCAAUAUCCCGAAGACUUCGAUGCUAAGUGACUGUAAUUAUUUCUCCAUUCUGAGUGCACUGACAGGUGUUCUGCUGCUCGCAUCUGAAGACAGUUGACAGUUUCUCUACGUCUUUUCAAACGUGUUUCAAUUUAUUCAAAUGUUGGUAUUGGAAGUGCUACCAAUUUGAUAUCUUCAGAUACAGGGUUUAGGGACUGAACUCAUUAAUUUCCUCCUGAACCUUUAAUAUACAAAAUGUUGCUUAUCAGACUACUGGCUGUUGUCUUUAUACUUGCCAACACAUGGCUGCUGGACUCUGCGCAAUCAGAUCAUAUCCGAAGGUACAAACGCACAAUAGCCCAAAAAGCCGACAGAGAGUUGGCUCACUUAGGUGAACAGUGCAGGUCCAGCGUUAGACACCCAAGGCAAUCUCGCUGGUUAUCUGCGCAACGAUACCCUCUUGUGGCCUAUCCUAGGACACACACACUGUGGCGGAGGGACCUCCACCACUUCGCUGGUGCCGAGGAGUCCGUUUGUGGUGCGAGUGGCUGCCGACCUAACGAAAACACGGACCCUAAAUCCUAUAAAGGCUCUGCUUGGAGUUUGGAUGGCAAGAGCUUAGGUGGGGAUAUUUCAGAAGAGGUGCAAACCAGACCUAAGGGACUUCACACACAUGCACAAGUCAGUCUACAUCAACCUGCCCCCAGCGAAACAGUUCUCAUUCAAUCUGAAACUCUGGACUCAGACACAAACUCCGACAAACCAGAGGCUGGACGGCUACAACAGCGGGGUCACCCCCAUCUACCUGAAACCCAGUCACUCCUGACCGAUGGUCUCCCUGACAUCUCCCUCCACCGCAGUCCCACGACGUCCUACCAUGACGGCGAGGACGGAUGGGAAGCGUACCCUGACAGCCGGGUCACCUCCAACCCCCAGGGGCUCCCGCAGCAGCACGGCGACUACUCGGCUGAGAGGGAAGACUACUCCGGGGAGCAGGACGGAGGCCCGGAAGCCUCCAGCCCCACCAGCAGUGCAUCGCCCUGGGGAUCUGAGGGGCCACGUGUGCCCUCUAACCGGAUGUCUGCCCUAUACUUCAGUGGGCAGAGGAAGCAGCUGAGGGUUAACCCAGCUGCCAACGUGGAGCUGCCCAGGGCUGAGUUCACACUAGAGCUGUGGGUUAAGCCUGAAGGAGGACAAGCUAACCCAGCCAUCAUGGCAGGGGUUUUUGACAACUGCUCCCACUCGUUGAGUGAGAAAGGAUGGGCGGUAGGUAUUCGGACCUUUGAGCCCAUGGAUCAAAAAGACGCCAGGUUCUUCUUCACGCUCCGCACUGAUCGGGCUCCCAAGUCCACCACUGUCUAUGGACACAGGCGUUACGAGCCCAACACCUGGACACAUCUGGUGGCGACUUACGAUGGGCACAAGAUGGGCCUGUACAUAGAUGGUGCCAAGGUUGGAGAAAGCAGCUUGCAGUCCGGUGAUCUCUACAGCCCCUUCAUGAGGGCCUGCCGGACACUACUUUUAGGGGGAGACCACUCUGAGCUUGGACAGAACUUCCGGGGUCACGUGGGGAGCAUGGUGUUGUGGGGUCACCCUCGCAGUCACGAGGCCCUCUUGAAAAAGCCUUUCCUGGGUGAUAAGACGGAGCCGCUCCUGGCUCUAUGGGGCGAUUUCUCUGAGGUGGAGCACCAGUGGAUACCUUACAAGGCUAGCGGCUACCCAUCCAUUGCGGCCCCCCCGGUACCACAACGCGAGCACGUUUCUCCCUUCCUCCCCCCACCCUGUGGACUGACCACCUGCGACAACACAGACAUCAUUCUCAGCUACAACUCCCAUUGGCAGCUGCGCACAGAGAAACACAUCCGCUACAGGGUGGUCAACAUCUGCAAUGAUGAUGGCAGUAACCCUACUGUCUCUGAGACCCAGAUCCACCAGCAGCACCGGGCGCUGGUCGAGGCCUUCCGGCCCUACAACAUCACCCUGGAACUCAGCACCCACGCCGUUCGCAACUCCUCCUUGCGCCAGCGUUUCGUCCUGAGCAACUGCCGAAUCUCCAAGAUUGGGAAUGGCCACUGUGACCCCGAGUGCGACCAUCCGCUGACGGGCCACGACGGAGGGGACUGCCAGCGUCUGGGUCUGGGCCCCUGCUACGAAUGGAAGAAGCAGGACGGGGUCUGUAACAUGGAGUGCAACAACAACCGGGACCACUACGAUGAGGGCGACUGCUGUGACCCGGAGGUUACAGAUGUCCUGAAAACCUGCUUCGACGGCGAGUCACCUGAUAGGGCCUACAUGAGUGUGAAGGAGCUGAAGGAGGUGCUGCAUCUGGGCAGCUCUGACACGCUCAAUGUGUUCUUUGCCAACAACUCUGCUCGUGAGGAACUGGCAGGAGCUGCUACCUGGCCCUGGGCGAAGGAGGCCCUCAGUCACCAGGGCGGGAUGGUGCUGAACCCAGCCUACUUUGGCACCGUGGGCCACAACAACACCAUGAUCCAUGAGAUGGGACAUAUCUUUGGACUGUACCAUGUCUUCAAGGGGGUGAGUGAGCGCGAGUCGUGCGAUGACCCCUGCCAGGAGACCACGCCCUCCAUGGAGACAGGAGACCUGUGUGAGGAUACGGCACCCACGCCAAAGUCAAAGUCAUGCCAUGACCCGGGGAUCGUCAAUGACACUUGUGGAGUAACUUUCUACCGGGACACGCCCUACAAGAACUAUAUGAGCUACACAGAUGAUAACUGUACCAACCAUUUUACUCCAAACCAAGUUGCCCGAAUGCAUUGCUACAUAGACCUGGUCUAUCAGAAUUGGCUCAAAGAACGCAGGCCAACCCCCAUUCCUCUCCCUCCCAUGGUGAUUGGACAAAGCUCAGAUUCAGUCUCAAUUAAUUGGCUCCCACCUCUUAGGGGGCCGUUGCACCCAAGCUCUCCCCAGAUGGAGGGAGGAACCUGCCGUGACUGUGAAGGUGACGGAGUGUUCCACCAGUAUGCUUCUGAGGCCACCUCCCCCCGUGUUUGUGACAUCUCUGGUUACUGGACCCCCGAUGAGGCCAUCGGCCCUCCAGAUGUAGAGCAACCUUGCGAGCCCAGCCUGCAGGCGUGGAGCCCUGAGCUCAGCUUCUAUGAGGGGAACGUGACGUCCCCCUGCCCUGCCGUAAAGGGCUGUGUCCUCACCCUGCGCUUCCUCCGGCCUGUCACCCCUCACAGCCUCACCCUCUGGGUCACCUACAUCUCCACCGAUUAUCACCAGCAGGCCAUUGCCAACAUCGAGCUGAUCACGGACACAGCCGAGUCUCUGGAACUGGGUCCCCAGCACGUCUUCUGUGACAUGCCCCUCACGCUACGCCUCAGCACACACAAGAGGGUGGUCGCCGUCAGACUGUUCACUUUCGAUGAGAAGAUGGAGAUCGAUGCCAUCAUGCUCUCCUCGGGCCCCAGGAACCCCCUCUGCUCUGGCUGCCAGCCUCUGAGCUACAGGGUCCAACGGAAGCCACAAUUCCACAAGGAGCCGGCCCGACAGACCGAGCAAACCUUUACUGACAGGGAGGUCGUCCAGGGGGUGCAGUACCUCUACAGGGUGCAGGUGGACGCAGACGGAGCCCUCAGCGAGCUGUCGCCACCUCUCUACCACACCCACGGGGCUGCUUUCUGCGGAGACGCGCACAUCCAGGGGAAGGAGGAGUGUGACGAUGGCAACCUAUUGGACGGGGAUGGAUGCUCGAAGAAGUGUCACAAGGAACCUGGCUUCAAUUGCAAUGGGGAACCCAGUCGGUGCUACGUAUUUGACGGGGAUGGUGUGUGUGAGGACUUUGAGAGGAGUCUGGGCUCCAGCGUGCUGGACUGCGGCUACUUUACCCCCCAGGGCUACAGUGACCAGUGGGCCUCCACGGCCUGGGCCUCCCACCAGGACCCCCGCCGCUGCCCAGCCCUGGCAGCCACGGGGGAACCCUCCCUCACCAAGCUCUGCCAGCAACAAUACCUGGAGCUGAGUGAGAAACCGUCGCAUGACAUCUGGGUCCCCUGUACUGCCAUGUCCUAUAGCGAGGACUAUAAUGACCUGCAGCAUCCAGUAUGGCUGAAGGUAGGUUUUGCUCGUCCCGGGGUAGCUGCAUCUGUGAUUGUCUACUUGGCCUCAGAUGGGGCCUGGCCAGGAGAGCAGUGCAGGAAGACGGUCUCCAUCCAGCUGUCCGACACCGCUGGCAGAAACCACUCUCUGGGUACCUACAUGCUGUCGUGCCAGCAGAACCCACUGGUGGUAAACAUAACCCACAACCUGAGCCAGCCCUUUUUCCUGACCACUGCCGUCCUGCUGAGAUUCUCCUCGCCACACGUGGCCGUGACCGGCGUGAACCUGCGGACUUCCUGUCACUUCAGCGCCUUCGCCCUCACUGGGUGUUUGCGUCGGCCGUGCCAGAUGGACAUAUGCAGCCCGCCGCAGCUGGAGCAUGCGGAGGUGAACUGUACAGGCGGCGGGGAGGCAUCCCGCUGCUCCGUGCACUGUCACCUCGGCUUCACCCUCUCCGUCCUGAGCGGCAAGGAGCACCCACCCAACCAGAGAGAGACAGACCUGGAGUGUGUCCAUGGCUCGUGGGACCGCACGGUGAGCUGCCAGCCCAUCGACUGCGGCCUCCCCGACCAGUCUCACGUCUACUACGCCAUCUUCAGUUGCCCCUGGGGAACUACGUUUGGCAAGCAGUGCUCCUUCUCCUGUGGUCCACCUGCUAUACUCCAGGGUGACAGUGACAGGUUGGUGUGUCUGGAGGAUGGCCUGUGGUCCUUCCCUGAGGCGUACUGUAAGAUAGAGUGUCCUGAAGCCCCCGUGAUGCCCAACGCCAGGCUCCUGGUGCCACACUGCCAGGCCACAGGCCAUGACAUGGGCACGGUGUGUCGCUACAAAUGCAACCCAGGAUACUAUGUCAAAGGCAGCCUGAACAAGGUGACACGGAAGAGGUUUCUGAAGGUGGAGUGUCUGGAGGGGGGUCAGUGGGAGGAGGGGGGGUGUGAGCCUGUGUCCUGCCCUCCUUUACCUGGGGUCUUCCAGGGGAUGUACACCUGCACCGUUGGCCUGCUGUAUGGCAGUCUCUGUACCCUCCAGUGUCCUGACGCCUCAGGGAAUAGCACAAUCCGCUGCACAAAAGAGGGAGAGUGGACUGAUGAGUUCACAAUGUGUAAGAGGAUAGAGGGGUCCUGCUCUAUACCCCCCGACCUCAACUCUGUGGAGUACAGCUGUGAUGAAGGCCUAGAUGUUGGUGCUGUUUGUUACCCAACAUGCAUUGGGGCAUUAAACAUGGAUUUGCGCGACCCAGUGCUUCUGGCCAAUAGCACCACAGCUGACACAGUCAGGCACUGGAUGCUACCCAGCAAGGUUCAGAGCGUAGUCUGCACAGGGAUGAUUAGGUGGUAUCCAGACCCAAGACUCAUCCACUGCAUACAGUCUUGUGAGCCGUUUGAGAAAGAUGGAUGGUGUGACACCAUCAACAACCGGGCCUACUGCCAGUAUGACGGGGGAGACUGCUGUCCAUCUACACUCUCCACCGGAAAGGUCAUUCAAUUUGGGGCCGACUGCGAUCAGGAUGAGUGCACUUGCCGUGAUCCCAACGCGGAGGAGAAUAAAAGCAAAGCUAAACAGUUGGAACCUGGACGGUUCUGAUGGUCCAGAACCAGAGGACAGCACAUGUAAACAGAACCAAGCUUUGGCUCCUAAUGAAACAGAUUAACUUCACCCCUGGACAUUAUAUAUUUCCAUUUUGUUUUCCCAUUAAGCAGCAAUAAAUGUUCUAUGUCUCUAUAGUCAGAAACACCAGUAUUUUGAUUUGUAGCUGUAGAGUUCAAAAUACUGCUUAUCUGUAAAGACUAACUUGUAUAGACUAAUAUAUUUGGACAAUCUUUAACAUAUUUAGAUGUAGACACAGACGUCAAUGUAUUUAACAUAUCACAUGAUACAGUAACAAACAUUUAUGAAUCUCAUAGGUACAUAACUUUAAAACCAGUUUAUGAAAUUAGACAUAAUUAGUCAUUGCUGUUUUCUCAAGAACUCUUCCAUAUAGAAAUUGUACCUUACCUGUAAUCGUGUUCUGUGUUAUUACACCGUCCUUUACACUCUUAUUGAAUAAAGUAUAACUUUUUAAG
This is a messenger RNA of Hypomesus transpacificus, 7061 nucleotides long. It is a transcript of the gene pappa2, whose product is annotated as pappalysin 2. Gene Ontology annotation, molecular function: metallopeptidase activity. The record is from RefSeq and is a predicted model, not a curated record. Bases 1192 to 6582 code for a protein of 1796 amino acids. The transcript is spliced from 24 exons. Lineage: Eukaryota; Metazoa; Chordata; Actinopteri; Osmeriformes; Osmeridae.